AGGAGACGAGAAGGGAGCAGCAGCCAAGAUUGAGGUGGUCUACAACAAUUGUAGUAUGGACGGGGGUCCGUUCGACGACCCGAUUUUCUCGGACUUCGGGGCACGCGGCGGCACUGGUGUACACAGCAUCCAGGUGAUGCUCGGCCUACACGGUGCCCACCACGGACCCGAGCUCAUGCCUCCCGGCGGUGGACACCUGCACAAGCUAGACUCUUCGGGAGGCUCGCCACCGCACCACCACCACCUCCAGCAGCAGCACCAUCACCAACAGCAGCAGCAGCAACAUCACCAGCAUCAACAGCACCAACAGCAGCAAAAAGAAUUGAAGGAGUUGGAGCUCGCGGGGAUGUACGGCUCGUUGGCGCAGGCACAGGACGUAGCUACCUCGACGUCGUCCGCCGGCACUGGUGGCAUGCAACAGCAGGGCAUACAACUUGCCAGCCAACUCAAACGCAAACACGACGAUCCACUUGGUCAACUUACACCGG
This is a messenger RNA of Copidosoma floridanum, 488 nucleotides long. RefSeq names its product homeobox domain-containing protein reversed polarity (gene repo). Gene Ontology annotation, molecular function: RNA polymerase II transcription regulatory region sequence-specific DNA binding; DNA-binding transcription factor activity, RNA polymerase II-specific. NCBI's taxonomy places the organism in Eukaryota, Metazoa, Arthropoda, Insecta, Hymenoptera, Encyrtidae. Gene Ontology annotation, biological process: regulation of transcription by RNA polymerase II. The record is from RefSeq and is a predicted model, not a curated record.